Molecule: messenger RNA, 1065 nt
Organism: Talaromyces proteolyticus
Lineage: Eukaryota; Fungi; Ascomycota; Eurotiomycetes; Eurotiales; Trichocomaceae
Product: putative hydrolase, carbon-nitrogen family
Exons: 4
Coding region: 102-1037 (311 amino acids)
Molecular function (GO): hydrolase activity, acting on carbon-nitrogen (but not peptide) bonds, in linear amides
Source: RefSeq, a predicted model, not a curated record
UUCUUUAUAUCAUCCAUUACUGACCCAUGCAAACAACGAUAUCAAUGUUUGUAUAGUGAAUACAAUUGAACAUCCAUUGAUUCAUCCAGUCCAGGCCCGACAUGGCCCCAGUGCAUAAAGUGGCCGUGAUACAAUGGCAUAUCAAAAACCUCGAUCCCGAAUACAACCACGCGCGCGCAAUCUCAUACAUCACCGCCGCCGCUGCUGAUGGAGCCACUCUCGCCGUUCUCCCCGAAUACCACCUGUGCGGCUGGGCCCCUGAAUCCCCGCUCUUCGCCUCUCUCGCAGCACAGUACCAGACCUAUCUAGACUCCUACUGCGCGCUCGCCAAAAAGCUCCACAUCAACAUCGUCCCCGGCACAAUCAUUGAAGCUCACAAACCCCAAUCCACAACCACGUCCUCCAUUGACUCGGGAAACGAUAUCCUUUACAACACAGCAUACUUCAUAUCCUCCACCGGCCAAAUCCUCGGCCAGUAUAGGAAGAAAAACAUCUGGCAUCCGGAGCGGCCGCACCUCACUUCCAGCGGCACUGAUCCACAUGAAGUCAUUCAGACUGAUUUGGGCAAGGUUGGCAUGUUGAUUUGUUGGGAUUUGGCCUUUCCAGAGGCCUUUCGGGAGUUGAUUGCCAAGGGAGCUGAGAUUGUUAUUAUUCCGACAUAUUGGGGUCGACUUGAUGCAUCGCCCGCAGGGUUGAAAUUAAAUCCUGAAAGUGAACGGCUCUUCCUCGACUCGACGCUGACAUCGCGUUGUUUCGAGAAUACGUGUGCUAUUAUAUUCGCAAACGCGGCGGGGCCGAGUGAUACGUUUCUUGGCAUGUCCAGAGUGGUAUUGCCGUUCAUUGGGCCGGUGAGAACAAUGGGGUCUGAAGAAGGGUAUGCAGUUGCAGAGUUAGACAUGUCUGUGUUGGAUGUGGCGGAGGAUAACUACAAGGUUCGACAAGACAUCAAGUCUGAGGGAUGGUAUUAUACUUAUAGACAUGAAACCCAAAACACGGACAGAAAUCAAAAUCCGGAUAGAAGACCAGUGGAUAGGUAGGUAGGGUAGCAUGAUAAUGAAAUUGGUA